Molecule: messenger RNA, 1185 nt
Organism: Gekko japonicus
Lineage: Eukaryota; Metazoa; Chordata; Lepidosauria; Squamata; Gekkonidae
Exons: 3
Biological process (GO): DNA integration
Molecular function (GO): nucleic acid binding
Source: RefSeq, a predicted model, not a curated record
GCAGCACACACGGCCAAGGAUAGCGUGCUGUCCCGAGUAUUAAACUGGGUUUGGAGGGGGUGGCCGGUUGGAAGCGUUGAACCGGAGUUCGGCCCUUACAAAAGCCGUCAAAAUGAACUAUCCAUUUCUAAGGGCUGUGUAUUAUGGGGGAACAGGGUGGUGGUUCCUGACAAACUCAGGACGAGAGUGUUAGAGUCGCUGCACGAGGGUCACCCCGGUAUGGUACACACCAAAGCGUUGGCCAGAGGGUAUGUCUGGUGGCCGGGGCUGGACAAAGAGAUCGAAGAAUGGGUACGAGGGUGUCCCAAAUGCCAGCAAGUCAGACCCGAUCCCCCACAAGCUACACCCCAAGGCUGGGAGUCAUCUGGUAAACCCUGGGCCAGAUUGCAUAUAGAUUUUGCUGGCCCUCUCCAAGGGCAAAUGUUCCUAAUUGUGGUGGACGCUAUGUCCAAAUGGCUGGAGGUCGUGCAUAUGAAAUCGACCACAUCACUUGCUGUGAUCCAUGCGCUCCGCCGACUUUUUGCCACCCACGGGUUGCCUGACGUCAUCGUCAGUGACAACGGGCCUCAAUUUGUGUCUGAGGAAUUUAGGCUCUUCCUCACGAGUAAUGGCAUACGCCAAAUGACUUCGGCCCCUUUCCAUCCGGCAUCUAAUGGCCAAGCCGAACGGAUGGUCAGGACGGCCAAAGAGGCCCUGGGUAAAAUGCGGAGACUCACGACCCGUUUGAACCGAAUGCACCCAGACCUCACUCUCAACCCAGAGGUGCAGCCCAUAAAACUCAAGGCACGGUGCAUCCCUUUUGCACUGAAACCCAAAACUGAGGAGGAGUUAGAUCACUUGGCAGCCCAAGGGAUUCUGGAGCCAGUCCCCCACGCGCUUUGGGAGACCCCAAUAGUCACUCCUAUUAAACCCAAUGGGGAUGUCUGCAUUUGUGCGGACUACAAAUGCACUAUUAAUAAGGCGCUGCAGGACCAUGCCUACCCGGUGCCGGUCAUCAGCCAUGUCCUGGUCACACUGUCUGGCGUGAAAAUUUUGGGGAAACUGGACUUAGCACAGGCCUACCAGCAGUUGCUAGUAGAUGAUGCCACGGCUGAGGCCCAAACCAUAGUGACACACUGGCGCGCUUUCUGGGUUCAACGGCUGCAGUUUGGGGUCACUGUGGCUCCCGGGAUCUUCCAAACCUAA